AUGAGCGAUGGAAAAUCGGGCGCAGCGCACGAUGUCCAGCAUGCCGCCGACUUGAUCAAACAAAAGUUGGUUCAUGAGAACAGCCGUCCAGACAAAGCUCUCCAUUUCACCAACCUCUAUUCGCGACUACUGAGCCAGCCUGUCCUCGAUCGCAAAUGGGCCAUCCUAUACUUUUUGUAUCGACUCUCGGACUCGGAGGCUGAAGCAGCACCGGAUGCUGCUCCCUCGCCUACACCCCGCCCCCAACCUCCCUUGCGACAGCAGAGCAGUGACGCCCCGGCCUUCAAUGAUGCCUUUUCUCGCAAUGGUCUACCUCGAGUACCCGAUUCCGACGACCCAGAACCUGUGCGACUGCCACAGACCCGAGAAAGGAUGCCCCUACGCGCAUCAACACGAUCAGUAGAAGCGUCGCCAGAACCAACAAGCUCGGCAGACCCGCUAGAUGCGCCGACAGAGGCGCAGUUGCUUCGCGACUUGCCCUUCACACUACAAGGUCUCUCCUCGACCAAUCUUGCCUUCUCCGACGCCUCGCUCAAACUUCCCUCAACGCUACCUGUGCCUAUCAUCAGUCUGCUCCACACACUUGCCGAGCCCUCGCUGCUGUAUCGGAGUCUAUCGGCCUUUGUCGAGUCUUCAGAAGGUGGUCUGGUAGGCCAAAGUUUGCGCUCUGCGAUUGGUGUCGAGUUGAGAGCUUACCUCGGUCUGGUCGCUACGCUCGAAGCUCAGAUUAGAAGAGCUUUGACUCAAUUACAAGAAUCGCCUGGAAACUCGGGUCUGGGAAAGGCCGGCGUGACACUAAAACGAUGUGUUGUAUGGACCCGUGAGGCUACCAUGGGCUUGAGGCUCAUGAAAAAGAAAGGAGGAGAGUUGAUAUCGUUGAUUCACUCAUACGCUUCAUCGCAUGGCGAUCCCUUUGUGUACACUUUUGCUGAACGACUUUUGAUUCAUGUUACCCGGCCAUUCUACACUAUGCUACAACACUGGAUUUAUGAUGGCGAGCUUGAAGAUCCUUUCCUGGAGUUCUUUGUCUAUCAAAAUCGUGAUGCUGACCUGGAAUCUGACCCUCGCCGCGGUGGUGCGACAAGUGUCUGGGAAGACAAGUACCGCCUCAAGGACAGCAUGAUACCUACCAUCAUCACACAAGAUUUUGCANAAAAAGUUUACCUGAUCGGCAAGUCACUCAACUUUAUCCGCUACGGUUGUGGUGACUCUGCUUGGGUGGAGAACCAUAGCAAGAGCUCUAUGCGAGAGCUUCGUUAUGGUGAUACAGCCACGCUCGAAUCAUCGAUCGACUCUGCAUACAAGGGCACCAUGGCUCGCUUGAUCUAUCUCAUGGAAGACAAAUUCAAAUUGUUCGAACAUCUGGCAGCGCUCAAGAAGUACCUCCUGCUUGGACAGGGCGACUUUGUUGCAUUGCUUAUGGAAUCGUUAGCGUCGAAUCUGGAUAGGCCGGCCAACAGUCAGUACCGACACACCCUGACUGCUCAGCUGGAGCAUGCAAUCCGAAACAGCAAUGCUCAAUACGACUCUCCUGAUGUGCUUCGCCGUCUUGAUGCACGUAUGCUCGAGCUUUCUCAUGGUGAGAUUGGCUGGGAUGUAUUCACGCUUGAAUACAGAGUCGAUUCUCCUUUGGAUGUAAUCGUCACGCCCUGGGCAUCGAAGCAAUACCUCAAGGUCUUCAACUUCUUAUGGCGUGUCAAGCGCGUCGAGUUUGCACUAGGAAGCACAUGGCGACGAACAAUGACCGGUGCUCGAGGUGUGCUCGGCGCUGUCGGCGACAAAGUAGAUGGCGACUGGAAGAAUGCCAGAGGCGGUAUCGCAGAAAUGAUCCACUUCGUCUCACAACUACAGCACUACAUCCUCUUCGAAGUCAUCGAAGCCGGCUGGGAAGGACUUCAAAAGGCCAUGCGUACACCAGAUGCCACUCUCGACGACCUAAUCUCAGCCCAUGGAGCCUACUUGCGCAGCAUCACCCGCAAAGGCCUUUUAGCACCUUCAGGCUCCCAAGCUCACUCAUCCACAGCACCAGACUUUACAGCCCAACUCCAUGAACUGCUCAAAUUGAUGCUGGCCUACAAAGAUGCAGUUGACAGUUUAUACUCAUACUCCGUAGCCGAAUUCACACGCCGUCAAGACCUGGCGGCCAAGAUCGAAANNACACGCACAGCGGCAGGCACCUGGGGCGUCACCGAAAAAGACGACAACGAAUUCGGAUCUUCACACAUGAGUGGCCCUCAUGCCAAAAGUCGCAACACUCGCCGUCCCAACGACCGCGACGCCGAAUCCCCAAAUAUCCCACCUUUACUUCCCUUUUCCUCUGCAACGGGCAAUGCGGCAGCCGACGAAGCUGCCAUCCUCUCAUCUCUGCGUUCACGGUUGAGUUCUCUAGCCACGGAUUUCCGCGUCAGGGUCAAUGUUUUGCUGGGGGAUUUGGCAUAUCAGCCUGAUGUGGAUAUGAGGUUCCUUGGUGUGGUUAUGAAUUUCAACGAUGUGUAUGCGCCUUUGAGGAGAGGGCAUGGAAGAAGAAAACAGACGGGUGCUAGAGAGGUGACAGAGGGUGGAGAGAAAGAGAGAGACAGGGCAAAAGGAAAAGAAAGGGAGAGGGUGAAGAGGAGUAGGGACGAGGGGGAAGCUAAUGGUGGUGCUUCUUCUAAGGAGGGUUGA
Aureobasidium uvarum is the source of this 2664-nucleotide messenger RNA. The record is from the annotation of a GenBank genome assembly. Lineage: Eukaryota; Fungi; Ascomycota; Dothideomycetes; Dothideales; Saccotheciaceae.